Messenger RNA from Suricata suricatta (meerkat), 5027 nucleotides. It is a transcript of the gene ULK2, whose product is annotated as unc-51 like autophagy activating kinase 2. Gene Ontology annotation, cellular component: autophagosome; cytoplasm. The coding region runs from base 84 to 2792 and encodes 902 amino acids. The record is from RefSeq and is a predicted model, not a curated record. The transcript is spliced from 25 exons. NCBI's taxonomy places the organism in Eukaryota, Metazoa, Chordata, Mammalia, Carnivora, Herpestidae. Gene Ontology annotation, molecular function: ATP binding; protein serine/threonine kinase activity. Gene Ontology annotation, biological process: axon extension; autophagosome organization; autophagy.
UUAAAAUCUUGAAGGAACUUCAGCAUGAAAAUAUUGUAGCACUCUAUGAUGUUCAGGAAUUACCCAACUCUGUGUUUCUGGUGAUGGAGUACUGCAAUGGUGGAGACCUGGCAGAUUAUUUGCAAGCAAAGGGAACUCUCAGCGAAGACACUAUUAGAGUGUUUCUGCACCAGAUCGCAGCUGCCAUGCGAAUUCUGCACAGCAAAGGGAUAAUCCACAGGGACCUCAAACCACAGAACAUCUUGCUGUCAUAUGCCAAUCGCAGAAAGUCCAACGUCAGUGGUAUUCGCAUCAAAAUAGCGGAUUUUGGGUUUGCUCGUUACCUGCAUAGUAACAUGAUGGCUGCAACACUGUGUGGGUCCCCGAUGUACAUGGCCCCUGAGGUUAUUAUGUCUCAACACUAUGAUGCGAAGGCAGACCUGUGGAGCAUAGGAACGGUGAUAUAUCAAUGCCUAGUUGGAAAACCACCUUUUCAGGCCAAUAGUCCUCAAGACUUAAGGAUGUUUUAUGAAAAAAACAGGAGCUUAAUGCCUAGUAUUCCCAGAGAAACAUCACCUUAUUUGGCUAAUCUCCUCUUGGGUUUGCUUCAGAGAAACCAAAAAGACAGAAUGGACUUUGAAGCAUUUUUCAACCAUCCUUUUCUUGAGCAAGUUCCAGUGAAAAAAUCCUGCCCGGUCCCGGUGCCCACGUACGCCGGCUCUGUCUCUAGAAGCUCCUGUGGCAGCUCCCCGCCCUGUCGUUUUGCCUCUCCACCAUCCCUUCCAGAUAUGCAGCACAUUCAGGAAGAAAACUUGUCUUCCCCACCCUUGGGUCCUCCCAACUACCUGCAAGUGUCCAAAGACUCUGCCAGUACUAGUAGCAAGACCUCUUCUUGCGACACGGAUGACUUUGUUUUGGUGCCACACAGCAUCUCGUCAGACCACUCAUAUGACAUGCCAAUGGGAACUGCUGGCAGACGCGCUUCGAAUGAGUUCUUGGUGUGUGGAGGGCAGUGCCAGCCUACUGUGUCACCUCACAGUGAGACCGCACCAAUUCCGGUUCCUACUCAGAUAAGGAAUUAUCAGCGCAUAGAGCAGAAUCUUACAUCUACUGCUGGCUCUGGCACAAAUCUACAUGGUUCUCCAAGAUCUGCAGUGGUACGAAGAUCUAACACCAGCCCUGUGGGCUUCCUCCGGCUGGGCUCCUGCUCCCCGGCACCCGCAGACACAGUGCCGACAGUUGGACGAAGACUCUCCACUGGGUCUUCCAGGCCUUACUCACCUUCCCCCUUGGUUGGUACCAUUCCUGAGCAAUUUAGUCAGUGCUGCUGUGGGCAUCCUCAGGGUCAUGAAUCCAGGAGUAGAAACUCAUCAGGUUCUCCAGUGCCACAGGCCCAGUCCCCACAGUCUCUCCUGUUGGGCGCUAGACUGCAGAGCGCCCCUACCCUCACCGACAUCUACCAGAACAAGCAGAAGCUCAGAAAGCAGCACUCAGACCCCGUGUGCCCGUCCCACACGGGGGCUGGGUACAGCUACUCACCUCAGCCCAGUCGGCCUGGAGGCCUGGGAACCUCUCCCACCAAGCACAUGGGGUCCUCUCCUCGGAGUUCAGACUGGCUCUUUAAGUCUCCUUUACCAACAAUCAUCGGCUCUCCGACCAAGACCACAGCUCCUUUCAAAAUACCUAAAACGCAAGCGUCUUCCAACCUGCUAGCCUUGGUUACUCGUCAUGGGCCUUCUGAAGGGCAAUCUAAAGACGGGAGCGACCCACGGGAAUGCUCUCACUGUCUCUUAGUGCAAGGAAGUGAGAGGCAGAAGUCUGAGCAGCAGAGCAAGGCCGUGUUUGGCAGGUCUGUUAGUACUGGGAAAUUAUCAGAUCAACAAGUAAAGAUACCUUUAGGUGGACAUCAGGGCAGCACAGACAGUUUAAAUACAGAACGACCAAUGGAUAUAGCGGGCUCCAGUGGCUCCGGAGGCUCCCUGUGCUCCGCCAGCGGCCGCCCAUGCCUGGGCUCCCCGCCCGGGCCCUGCCUGGGGUGCUCCCCUCCGGGAGCGGAGGCGGCUCCCGUUCUCAGACACAUGCCUUACGGUGCUUCACCCCCCAGCCUGGAGGGGCUCCUCACCUUCGAAGCCCCUGAACUGCCAGAGGAGACACUGAUGGAGCGGGAGCACACGGACACCUUGCGCCACCUCAGCGUGAUGCUCAUGUUCGCUGAGUGCGUGCUGGACCUGACCGCUGCGCGGGGCGGGGACCCGGGGCUGUGCGCGUCCGCUGUCUCCCUCUACCAGAUCCAGGAGAGCGUGGUCGUGGACCAGAUCAGCCAGCUGAGCAAAGACUGGGGGCGGGUGGAGCAGCUGGUGUUGUACAUGAAGGCGGCGCAGCUCCUGGCGGCGUCUCUGCAUCUCGCCAAAGCCCAGAUCAAGUCCGGGAAACUGAGCCCGUCCACGGCGGUGAAACAAGUUGUCAAAAAUUUGAAUGAACGAUAUAAGUACUGCAUCACCAUGUGCAAGAAGCUCACGGAAAAGCUGACCCGCUUCUUCUCUGACAAACAGAGAUUUAUUGAUGAAAUCAACAGCGUGACUGCAGAGAAACUCAUCUAUAAUUGUGCUGUAGAGAUGGUUCAGUCUGCAGCCCUGGAUGAGAUGUUCCAGCAGACGGAGGACAUUGUUUAUCGCUAUCACAAGGCAGCCCUUCUUCUGGAAGGCCUCACUAAGAUUCUCCAGGACCCUGCGGAUAUUGAAAACGUACAGAAAUAUAAAACGAGUAUUGAAAGAAGGUUGUCAGCACUCUGCGGCAGCACCGCGACCCUGUGAGCGGCAGCCGGCCCGGCCCUGGACCGGCGGUGGCGCUGAGGAGUGAGGUCCGGGACGGCGGCCCGGGUACUGGUUCCCCAUCCCCGGGAAACUGCAGUUUCUCCCCGGUGACUACCAAAGAGCAAGCAGUGACUUCACAAAAACUGCAUCCUUGUAGGAAAUCUGCCUUAUCGGAGACACCACCCCUCCCCUUUUCUUUGCAGGAGCAGAAGCAAGAGCAUUCCACUUGGCUCCCAGUUCGAGCUUGGUAAAUAAAUGUACCGUAGAAAUAGCAUGAUCAGUGCGGUUAUUCUUACAGAUGGUUAAGAAUGGAACUAAACGAGCGGCUCUCUUCUCCGUUCAUCAGAGCAGGGCGUGAAAUUCCACGUACCCACUGAGGUAUAAAAGUUAAGAAGACAAAAACAAACUACAUCUCAUCCGGGCAGUUUAACAUCUGGGGUAGGUUUGUCUAAGUCUGAGCACGCAUCCUUAAACAGCUCAGGAAGAAAUAGCCUAAGAACAAGCUGAAAGAAGGUUCUUGGAAGAAAUUGUGAAAUCUUCUGUUUGAUCUAAUAUGGACACAUGUUAAUCUUCCAAAAUCUUUCAUAUUGCACUAAUUUAUUAAAACAGCUGUGUAUUGGAUUUUGCAAUUUAAAACUAACUGAGGCACAAUGGACUUGUUUAAAAUAUUUUACUUGAUUAUAUUCUAUACACACGCCCUUUCCAGAAUUCACAUGUCUAGUGGACUUUUCAACGGUAAACACUUCUGUUCAUGUGGACCUUUGCAUUUUUUUAACCUGUUCAUCUGCACAUAACAGAUUUUCUCAGUGGUAUUUUUGAGUUGCUGCUUGUUUGCUUUUGGUCUUUUUUUCUUUUUUUUUAUUGUGCAUGCAGAAUGUGCGUUAUGCCUGUGGUCUCUAGGUUUACUGAAGGCCAGGUUUAUCUGGGCAGUAUUAGAAAAAGUAUCAAUCGGGAGAGUCUCAAGAAUCUCCUAGUAGGGUCAAAACAAAGUUGGCGACCUAAAGGCUUGUUAGUGAUGUAGAGUUUCUACAUGAAGUCAGUGAAAAAUGAGGUUUGUUUUCUCUUAGGAAAAUGGGCAGCUCUCUCCAGCCUACUGUGUAUUUUUCACGUUAAUCCUGACAGUUCACCAAAUAGCUAGUCCUGGAGAAUGCGGGCAGUUAACAUCCCUCUGGAAACUUCCUCCGUUGUGUGUUGUUUGGUUUCUUUUACUCAUCUGCUUGAAUACUUGAAUAAGCCAUUCUCCAAUUUUAAUCCUCUUAUCUCUGUCCUUUAGAUGAUAUCAUCUGAACUCUGACAGAUUGCACAGAAGCUCUUUUGGCAUUAAUCUAAUUUUAGUGUACUGAUAAAGACAAAAACAUGGUUUUUCCUUUACUUUGACGAAGUAAUGUAAUUUUUACCUUAUUUAUCUGUAUGAAAUUCCAGCAGUUAAUUUGAACAUUUAUUUAUAUGAUGUUUGUAUUUUUAGGUCUUUAAUACAGUGUUUCUACCUCUCAUUUGUAACUGCAUGCAUUAUUCUUGAAACUAGCUAAAGCUCACUGAAUUGUGUAAUCGCCUUUUUAUUAUUGCCUGUACAGAUGUAGAGUAAGGUAGAAUAAAACUGACAAAGCGCUUCUAGGACAGCUGGGUCCGUCGUACGUGGCUUGUCAAGCCAGCUCCUUCCUCAGCAAGUUUGGAGGCUUGGUCACUAGUAUCCUUUGUCCUGCCCCAAGAUGUCUGAUGCUCGGUGACUGUCACGAAGGCUGCCACGCACGUAGACUGCGUGAGGAGGACUCCUGCCCCUCCCUGUGAGGGGACGAGCUCUGGUACUAGGGACGCUCUGGUGUGUAUCAUUGUUUCGGGCGUACCUAGCAACGUCAUUCACCUUCUCGGAGUGACCAGCCGCGCUCUCAGCAGAUCCUCCAGGGCCUGGGUUCGCGCCUGCCCCUCUGCCCUUUUUUUCUUUUCUUUAAACACACGAUGAAACAGGUUCUCGGCGAGUAAGUGAUGUGUCUGAAGUCAGGUAGCUAGUGAGGUAGUUAAGCCAUGCUUUGUGACUUCCAACUUUAUUCUUCCUCUUGUAUAAUAAAGGUCCGUCUCAUGGUAGAUGCUGUGUGUGAAACCGUAAAGUCUGAACAGCAAAGAACAAACUGUAAACUCGUGAAUAACGGUUCUGAUUCUCUUUCCAUUUUCAAGGCCAAUUGUUUUCAGAGAUCUUGCCUUGAUUAUAGCAAUAAUAAAUGCUUUAUGUUUCCAUGA